This is a messenger RNA of Coregonus clupeaformis (lake whitefish), 3436 nucleotides long. RefSeq names its product FA complementation group B (gene fancb). Gene Ontology annotation, cellular component: Fanconi anaemia nuclear complex. The record is from RefSeq and is a predicted model, not a curated record. Lineage: Eukaryota; Metazoa; Chordata; Actinopteri; Salmoniformes; Salmonidae. Bases 379 to 2898 code for a protein of 839 amino acids. Gene Ontology annotation, biological process: negative regulation of double-strand break repair via homologous recombination; interstrand cross-link repair; replication-born double-strand break repair via sister chromatid exchange. The transcript is spliced from 9 exons.
AAUUGAAAGCGUUAGAUUUGGGUCACGUUCUGCGCAGGAUGAUCGGCAAAUGCCGAGCAAAAGUAGUUGCAGAGGGUUGAAAACCUUAUAUGAGACGUAUAUAACAGUAUAACCUUAUAUAUAGCCACAUCAACUUAUAUGAACAAUUUUGGUAGUUGGCCAUACAAAAAAUCCACCAAUCUGUUCUACGCAGGCGACAUGAAUCGAGGGCACCCUGACUGAGUCUGCUGGCGCGAUGUUUUGACAUGAGCAGUAAAUGUUUGAUAGCCAAGUUAGCUAAGUAUUUGACAAACGUUGCCCCAUAACUGCAGGUGACGCAGAGGGGACACAGAUGACACCUGCUGAACUCUUCCUGCUACUGUGGAUAAAAGUACCGCAAUGACACAAGACAGUCCCAGCCAACACACGAAGCUGCUCUCCUUCCAUGGUGAUAUUCUCACAUUUCAGUGUAAACUCUCCAAUCCCAGAGAUGGCGAAAGUCGAAGAGGAUCAGAACUGGCUUUCAGCAGACUGACAUUUCAACGGGAUGGCUGCACUUUCUCAAAGGGGAAUGGUGGUAUGGCUGUCAUCAACAGAAAGAGUUCAUCAGAUGUUGAUAUAGUGGCGUGCGCCUUUGCACUACAUGUGAAAAACAGAGUCACUUCGCCAUGCAUUUUACUGAUACAGAGCAAGAAGGGAGAUGUCUUCAAGUACAGCCUUCUCACUCUGAGCAGCUCAAAUAGAUUAGAGCCACAUAUGGAGUUUAAACUGCCAUACCGAAUGAAAGACAAUGUUACUAUCUUGCAGGGCCCUACUGUAUUAUGGAGCUAUGAAGGUAUUGUCUUCUACACAUCCCUGCAGGCAGGUGAAGUUAGACAAAUACCUAUCAAGCUCUCUCUGAACUUUAUUGGUGAGUUUCCCCUCAACAAAAGGAAAAUAUUCAUACUAGGUUCCCAAACACAAUCAAAAGAAUGCCUGAAAGAUCAGUUGGACGCUCCAGGCGGGAGCAAAACCCUGGGGUAUUUUGUAGAGGACGGACAAGUAUUGAACGCAGCUCUGAUCUUACCUCAUGCCUAUAGUUCCAUCACACAAUGUGUAUUUGUGAUCUCAGCUGAAGAGGUGAACAGUGUGUUGAAAUCAACUGUGGUGGCAGCGACCAGUAAAAAGCAGUUGGUGUAUUUUGAGAAUGGCAUUCCCAGAGAGGUAUGUCUGCUUCCCUUUGAAGAACCUCAACACAUUCAGAUGGUCAACACUGGACGGAAUGGAUGUCUGUUUGCCAUCUCUUUCAACCAUGGACAUGUCUGUGCAGUGUGGAAAGAUACUUUUCAGGUAGCAUCAUGCUGGUCAGGUGUGAGCUCCCUACAUGUGGAUGACUUUUUGGGCUGUGGAACAGAUCAGAUGCUGCUGGUCUUUGGAAGCCAGAGCCCUCCUGUGGGUCCAGUGGAUCUUUUCCUCAUCACAGAUCUCUGCGGUACAACUUAUUCUCAUGGACAGGAGAGCAGUGAAGGACAGCAGGCAUCUGACACAGCUCAGGAGAACUACCUCCUAACUGUCCAAGCUCUACAGUCCAGACUACAGAGUGGCCUGACCUUGCUCCAGGAUCUUCAGAGAGAUGUGAGGGUGAAAGAGAGGGUUCUACGCCAGUCAGUCCAAGCCCUCACAGACAUGGUCUCAGGAAGAGAACACAUUCUCACCCAGACAGAGCAGGAAGGCCUUGUUUCUCUAUGGGAUGAUGAGCCAGAGGACGAGGCCAUGCAUGAGAAGAUGCAGGUUAUGCCAGUGGUGCCACCACCUCUAGUGGACAAGCUUUGGCACCGUGUCAUUGAAGACCGCUUGAUUGUGGGCGUGAUACUAACCACAGAGAGUGCCAUCUCAGCCGAGAGUGUUACUUUAUCCAUCCUGAGAGAGGGAGGCCGGAGCCGGGCGCCUGCAGUCAUCCAGACCCACAGCCAAGCGUCCUGGUUCCCCACACCCAGACCCCCGUCUCCCUGCUCUCACCCAGAGCCAGCGGCUAAGAGGAGCAGGCGGGACUAUGCCAGUGCCAGUGGAGCCCGUGACACACGCAGACUGGCAGUGACCGCUGUGACUGACCUGACCCCUCUGCUGACCUCUGGCAGUGUCAAAUGCCCCAUUAUGCUCCAUUACGUCCACAGACAGGGAUCUUCAGCCUCUGUAACCGCCCCAGGACCAACAGUGGUCCAGUGCGGUCAAGUCCUAGUCGAUAUCCAGGUCAAACACCACCCCCAGCUGAUGACCAACAGUCAACUCACAACAGAUGAGGCUAGAGAAGACCUGCUUAGCCUAUUGGCCGUGCUGGAUGCCUGGACCUUCCUGAUCCACUCCCCUGACCACACCCUGUGUGACGUGGCUGGCUGGAUCCAGACAAGCAUGCCCUGUGAGAGGCUAGAGAUCAGCCCACACUACCUACUGGCCAAUCCUGCUGGGCCAUCUGCUGCCAUGCUGUUUCACUGGCAGCACAAAACACCUUUCCAGGGAGAAUUAUCCGUCCACUGCAGCCAGUUCAAGGUGCUGCAGUUCCUAGACUCCCUGUGUGGUUUCCUGCCAGCAUCCUGCUCCAUCCUGCCUCUCAGACAGGGGGGAGGAGAUGGGACGGCACCACGACUGGCCCAUUCCCUGGAGAAAGAGGUACUGUCACUCAAACAGGGCCUGUCGUCUCUGUUCCGUGGUGAGGAGGAGAUGGAAGAGGGGAAGAAGAUAGAGCCCCCUGAUCCAGGCUCUGCCGAGGGACUCCAGAGGUGCAGGGAGGAGUGGCAGAGGGACAGGGAGAGGAGCAGGAGGUUGUUGAGCCCCCUGGUGGGCGUGGACCGCUAUCGCAGGCUGACCCAGAGCCUAGCCCAAGUACAGCUGGAAGGAGAUGUAGCCGCCCUCCUAGAGACACAGACUCACACACUCAUUUAGCUUCACACUGCAUUGACAUGUACACUCAGUGGCCAAUUUCUUAGGUAUACCCAUCUAGUACUGGGUCGGACCCCCCUUUGCCUCCAGAACAGCCUAAAUUCUUUGGUUCAUGGGAACGUAGUUCAAUUGGUAUCAAGGGACCUAACUGGUGCCAGGAAAACAUUCCCCACACCAUUAUACCACCGCCACCUGCCUGUACCGUUGACACCAGGCAGGAUGGGGCCAUGGAGUCAUACUGCUUAUGGCAAAUCCUGCCUCUGCCAUCAGCAUGACGCAACAGGAACCGGGAUUUGUCGGAGCAGGCAAUGUUUUUUCUGCUCUUCAGUUGUCCAGUGUUGGUGAUGGCGUGCCCACUGGAGCCGGUUCUUCUUGCUUUUAGCUGAUAGGAGUGGAACCCGGUGUGGUCGUCUGCUGCAAUAGCCCAUCUGUGACAUGGACCGACGAGUUCUGCAUUCCGAGAUGCUGUUCUGCACACCACUGUUUUAUUGCACCGUUAUUUGCCUGUUUGUGGCCCACCUGUUAGCUUGCACGAUUCUUG